Messenger RNA from Vespula pensylvanica (western yellowjacket), 2091 nucleotides. RefSeq names its product speckle-type POZ protein B-like. The coding region runs from base 16 to 1032 and encodes 338 amino acids. The transcript has a single exon. Lineage: Eukaryota; Metazoa; Arthropoda; Insecta; Hymenoptera; Vespidae. The record is from RefSeq and is a predicted model, not a curated record. Gene Ontology annotation, biological process: regulation of proteolysis; proteasome-mediated ubiquitin-dependent protein catabolic process. Gene Ontology annotation, molecular function: ubiquitin protein ligase binding. Gene Ontology annotation, cellular component: cytoplasm.
UUUUGACUGUAAAAUAUGUCGAAGGAUAUUGCGAAAUGUACAACACCCGUUAUAUACAUUCAACAAGAUAUAAAAUUCGAAAAUGUAGUGACAAGUAAUGUGUGUAAAGUAGGUCCAUUAAAAGCUUUGCUUUCUCAAUUUCGAUUCAGAACGCCAAUAUUUUAUUUGAACAACAGCGUACGAUCGUGUCAAAUAUGUAUGAGAUGGGAAAGAGGACCAAUAGCACGAUUUCGUAUAAUAUGUGAAUUGGAAGACAAUAUCGAACCAGUAUUUCAAAAAAUAAUAAUUAAAACUAAUUCGUUUGUGGUAUGCGAUAGUUUCAUAAUAAAAACAGAAAGACCGGAAUAUUUCGAAUGGGCUACUUGUACCCUACCCACAGAUAUCAAGGAUUCCGAUAGCUUCGAAAUUCAUUUUACCAUCGAACAUAAUAUUCCUAUAAUCAAAAGGAAUACGAUGCAUAGUUCCGUCAAGAUUACUCCUAGAAAAUUCGAGCUUUACGAACGUUUGAAAACGAUGUACUACGACAAGCCAUGUACCGAUGUUAAAAUAAAUGUCGGCGAUAAAGAGUUCUUAGCACAUAAGUCGAUACUCUCUAGGAGUCCUGUAUUCGCAGCUAUGUUCUCUCACGAAAUGUUAGAAAACAAAACGAACAUUGUCGAAAUUAAGGAAGUGGAUCCUAAUGUCUUUGAAAUUUUAUUGAAAUUUCUUUACCUGGGAGAAGUCGACGAAAUCAAGAUUACAGAAUCUACGAACGACUUUCUUUUAGAAAUAAUGAAAGUGGCAGAUAUUUAUCAGAUGGAAGAUUUAAAAACUAAACUGGCCGACAUAGCAACGGCAACUAUAAACAUUUCCAAUGUUAUAAAUUAUCUCAUUCUAGCCGACAAAUAUAAUAUAUCGGAUUUGAAGAAGUCAACUAUGUUAUAUAUACAAAAGAAUCAUACGAAAGUUAAAGAUACCAAGUCGUUUGAAAAUAUGAUACAAAGGUAUCCAGUAUUAAUGGCAGAAGUGCUUUGUUAUCUUUCAAAAGAAUAAUCCGAUACAUUCAUGUAUAGUCUUAAUACGUUUCUGUUAUUUAUUUCUUUAAACUUUAAUUUAUUGCUUUUAUAUUCGAUAAUUUAAAUGAGACGAUAUACUAAAAACUUAUACGAUGACUUAUAAGAUCGUAUUUGAACGGGAAGCGAUCUAUGAGAAAACAAAUCUUUUUAUAGCAGCCAAUCAUCGUAAAGGCUGUUACCAACGUAAAAGUUCAAAUACAUACAUCACUUCCUAUCUAUGAACAAAAGAUAAUUUAAAAAAAAAAAAAAAAGAAAGAAAGAAAGAAAGAAAGAAAGAAAGAAAACAAAAAGAAAGAAAGAAAGAAAGAAAACAAAAAGAAUGAAAUUUCGCAAUUGUGUGGAAUAUUUUUCAAUCGUUCACAAUCAGAAAGUUGUUAUCACAAAAGAGAGUAUUUGUAGAGAUUGCUGACUUUAUGCAUAAACACACACACAUAUAUAUACAUAUAUAUAUAUAUGACUUGCAUAUAAAAGUUUGAACAGAAUAUUUUCUGAUACAUAUAAAUAUAUUGUGAAUUUCUUUUGAAUAUUUAUCAUUAUACGAAAUGGUUUUUUUUUUUUUUCUUUUUUCUUUUUAUAAAUCAGUAUCCAAUGCAUAAAACUUUUUUCUUUCUUUAAUUGCACUUCUCGUGUUCUUUCAAAUGACUGACUAACAUUGGCUUCAUUGACAUUGCAUUUAACCUAUGGGAUCUUAUAAUUGACCGAAUAAAAACGAUUGAUUCCACUAAGAAAUAUAUAUAUAUUUUGUCUUUACGUUUUUAUUAAAUAUUAUUAGCCCAAAGAAAUACAAACGCAAUAUGCAGAGGUGCAAUCAACGUCACGAUAUCUAUAAUACUAUAAAUUUUCAAACUUUCCAUUGACCUUGACAGAGACAAAAAGAGAGAGAUAUAUAUAUAUAUAUAUGUCUUUUUUUUUUUUGCAAUAUUAAUAAACUUAUCGACCUUGUAACAUUUUAUCAAAGAUAACGUGUAUCCCAUUCAAGAAUUAGUGAAACUUUCUUGAUAGCUUUAUAAAAAGUAACUGGAUAAACGAACGAAUA